Thermothielavioides terrestris NRRL 8126 is the source of this 2164-nucleotide messenger RNA. RefSeq lists its product as uncharacterized. Gene Ontology annotation, cellular component: nucleus. NCBI's taxonomy places the organism in Eukaryota, Fungi, Ascomycota, Sordariomycetes, Sordariales, Chaetomiaceae. Bases 200 to 2077 code for a protein of 625 amino acids. The transcript has 3 exons. The record is from RefSeq and is a predicted model, not a curated record. Gene Ontology annotation, biological process: DNA-templated transcription; positive regulation of transcription by RNA polymerase II. Gene Ontology annotation, molecular function: sequence-specific DNA binding; zinc ion binding.
GGUUCUGGCUCUCGGCUGCGUCUACAACGUCUCGCAAGACCACGUAUCGGAGGCCCCUGUGACCUACAAGUCGGCUGUAGAAGAAGGGUGAGCCCUCGCGCGCCGCAAUCCUUUGUUCGCCGUUCUGACCCUCGUCUCCAGAGUCAAGUACUACACUUCUGCGCGGCUGAUUCUGCAGGACGUUGCCGAAUGCCGAGACAUGACUUCGCUCCAGGGGCUUGUAUACAUGAUUCUGUUUCUGCAGGCCACUUCCAAUAUCAGCGACUGCUACGCCUUCCUCGGAAUUGCCCUGAGGUCAUGUUUGCGGAUGGGACUGCAUCGGCACCUCCCCCACGACAGGAUAACCCCGAUCGAGGACGAAACGAGGCGGCGGGUCUUCCACGUCAUCCGGCAAAUGGACUUCUACGUGUCUGCCAUUCUCGGGUUCCCCCUCCUGCUCCACGACGAGGAUGUGGACCAGCCCCUGCCGACCGAGGUGGAUGACGAGUACAUCACCAAGGAGACGAUCCGGAUGCCGCCGCCAGGCACUCCAUCCUUCUUCCAGGCUUUCAAUGCGCACAACAGCCUCAUGAGAAUACUUGCUAGGGUGGUCAAGGAUAUAUACCCGAUGAGGGCAGUCGAGGACGGCGCCGCGGGCGAGGAAUCGAAUGCCACCUUCAUGAUCAACUAUUCUCGCAUCCAGGCUAUCGAGGGCGAGCUGCAAGAGUGGCAAUCGCGGCUUCCCGACUACUGGCGGCCGAGUAAUGACGGCCCAAUCGAAGUGAUUCGGGUUCGCACGCUCCUCCGGUUUGGAUACGCCCAUGUCCAGAUGAUGCUCUAUAGGCCGUUCCUUCACUACAUUUCUCCGCGCCUGUCGGCCGGCAAGACGGUCGAAGACCGAUGCUAUAACUGCGCGGCUGCGGGCAUCACCGUCUCCCGCAACAUCGUCCACAUCGGGAUCGAGAUCCAGAAGCAGGCGGUGCUCAUCGGCCCCUACUGGUUCAUCCUGUAUACUGAAUUCUUUGCCAUCCUAUCCCUCAUCUUCUUCGUCCUGGAGAACCCGGACAAACCGGGAUCGGCCGAGAUACUGGCGGACGCGCAGGCAGGGAGGGACGUCAUCGCAACUCUCGCGCAGCGCAGCUUGGCGGCCGACCGAAUUACCAGCGCCCUCAACCCACUUUUUGAGCAGCUCCCCGAGCGGAUGAGGAAAGCAUCGGCACGCCCAACACCCACGAAGAAGCGCUCGGCCCCGGUUCCGUCUGCCGCUCACGGAGCCAGGGCAGGAAGUGCGUCGUUACCAAGCCGUCCAGGCCUGCCGGACGGUCUGCCCCAACGUAGGUCAGAGGAGAUGGUCCGUCCGCCGAUCGGACUGCUGCGGCGGGAGGCGCGGGCACCCCCUCAGAGGACAGCAUCUUUCGACACGAUUGGGUUUUCGCACGGCAGCGGUGGCCUCGCAGCGCAGCACUUCACGAACUUGCAGGACAUCCUGCCGAUGAGCAUGUCGAUGCCAGGGCCCAGUUCUGAGCCCAGCAGCACCCACGGAGCAAUCCACCAGCACACGCAAGCAUUCCAACAGGGACAUCCCGCAGGCGGUCCGGUUGGCUCGUUAUACAAGAUGGACGCGAUGAUGUUCCCCUCAGAGGACCCCUUCGCCUACCCGAGCCAGCCGGUCAUAGACCCUGGCAGCCGCCCGCAGGGCAGCCAGACGUCGCAGUCCAGUGCCGGCCAGUCCCACGAUGCGAUGCAGUUUUACAUACCGAACAUGUACGAGGGGAUCGAAGGACCGCUCCUGGACCCCAUCCCCUCGUAUCUCAUGCAGCCAGGCCAGGCGCAGGCGCAGGCGCAGCACGGACUGAACCCAGCAGCCCAGUUGUUCAACUCUCCUCCCAACAUGCUCGGAUUGCAAUCUGACCACGGCAGCCACAGCCACCAACAGGCGCAGCAUCCGCACCGGCAGAUGGCGCAGCACCAACACCAACAUCCGCAGCACCCGCACCAGCACCAGCAACACCAGGGGGGGAUGGUGGACGACAUGCUGACAGACCCCAACUUCCUGGGCGACUGGAAUGACAUGCUGGGCAAUACCAGCUAUCGGUAGACGUGAUUCAGAGGGGGGCAAUCGAAUCGAGCCGACGCCGGGACUGGGACGGAAAGGGGCCUUCAACCAUUUAACGCCGACGACCAU